AGUCCCUGAAGUCCUGCGGCACUGGCGUGGGUUUGGGCGUCCUCGCAGCGGCGGGAUGUUCACGGCGGCCGCGGAGAGCCUGAUCCACCAGGCCAGGGAGAUCCAGGAUGAGGAGCUGCAGGGCUUCUGUUCCCGGAUCAUCAAGCUGCUGCGGGAGGAUCUGGGCCCAGCGACUGUGGAUGCCCUGCAGAGGCUCUUCCUCAUUGUCUCCGCCACAAAGUAUCCCCGGAGGCUGGACAAGACAUGCGUGGACCUGCUGCAGGCCACCCUCUGCUUGCCUACGUGCCCCGAGCAGCUCCAGGUCCUCUGUGCUGCCAUUCUGAGAGAGAUGUCACCCUCUGACAGCCUGACCCUGUCCUGUGAUCGUGCCCCGAACACCCGGCAGAUGAGUCUGGUGGCAUCUGUGCUCCUAGCCCAGGGUGACAGAAGACAGGAGGUCAGAAGUGUGGGCCAGCGCAUCUUUACAGUCCUUGAGAGCCGGCAGCCCGAGGGGCCCAGCCUGAGGCACCUCCUCCCUGUCCUGUCAAAGGUGGUGGGCCUUGCCCCAGGGACCUUCCAGGAAGACCAGACCGACCUCCUCAGCAAGCGGCUUGUGGAUUGGCUCCGCCAUGCCAGUGUCCAGCAAGGGCUCCCGCACUCAGGGGGCUUCUUCUCCACACCCAGGGCCCGGCAGCCAGGCCCCAUCACUGAGGUUGACGGAGCGGUGGCCUCGGACUUCUUCACGGUGCUCUCCACGGGCCAGCACUUCACAGAGGACCAGUGGCUGAACGUUCAGGCCUUCUCCAUGCUGCGGGCAUGGCUACUGCACAAAAGCCCCGAGGGCCCAAGUACCCUGGACACAGAUGACAAGUCAGAGCUGGAGGGCUCCACCCUGUCUGUACUCUCCGCUGCCUCCACAGCCACCCGCCUGCUGCCCCCACGGGAGCGGCUGAGGGAGGCGGCCUUUGAGUACUGCCAGCGUCUCAUUGAGCAGAGUAAUAGACGAGCCCUGCGAAAGGGAGACGCGGACCUGCAGAAAGCCUGCCUUGUGGAAGCCAUAUUGAUCCUGGACGUGCUGUGCCGCCAGGACCCCUCCUUCCUGUACCGCACCCUCUCCUGCCUGAAGGCUCUCCACACGCGACUGGGCACAGACCCAGGCAGCGAACGGGCCGUGCUGCCCCUUGCCCAGUUCUUUCUGAAUCACGGGGAGGCGGCGGCUGUGGGCUCAGAGGCCAUCUACCAGCACCUGCUCACCAGGCUCCCUUCUGAGCACUUCCACAACCCCAUGCUGGCCUUUGAGGUCAUCCGCUUCUGCAGGGACAACCUUCCCCUGUUCGACCUUCACCUCCUCGGCAUCCUCAAGUCAAGCUUCCCCAACCUGUUCAAGUUCCUGGCAUGGAACAGCCCUCCCCUCACCUCCGAGUUUGUGGGGCUCCUCCCGGCUCUGGUGGACGCUGGCACAGCUGUGGAGAUGCUGCACAUGCUGCUGGACCUGCCCUGCCUGACUGCCGCCCUGUACCUGCAGCUCAGAUCAUCAUCAUCCCCAUCUGAAAGGCCCCUGUGGGACGCCUCUCUCAGGACUCCCGGCUGCCUGGAGGCCUUCCGUGACCCGCAGUGCCAGGGUCUCUUCCAGCACCUGCUGCGCACCAAAGCCAGUGGCUCCGCAGAGAGGCUGACGCUGCUCCACCAGCUGCUGCAGCCCAUGGCCAGCUGUGCCCGGGUGGCCCAGUGUGCAGAGGCAGUGCCCGCCCUGCUCCAGGCAUUCUUCUCUGCUGUGAUCCAGUUUGCUGACAGGGCCUUGACCACCCAGCUGGCACUGCUGCUCCUGGAGAGAAGCGACUCACUUUACCAGGUCCCACAGUACGAGGCCCGCGUGCACAGGGUGCUGAGCUCUCAGUUCCUGGCCCUGUGUCAGCGGAAUCCCUCCCUGGUGGUGGAGCUGGCCAGAGAGCUCCUGGAGUUCGUGGGAAGCGUGAGCAACAUCCACAGCAGAGCAGGCGUGUUCACCAGCGUGGUGUGGGCCAUCGGCGAGUAUCUGUCAGUGACCUGCGACAGGCGGUGCACCGUGGAGCAGAUCAACAAGUUCUUCGAAGCCUUGGAGGCCUUACUGUUUGAGGUCACCCAAUCCCGCCCCUCAGCAGACCAGCCCAGGCGUCCACCACAGGUUGUCACUGUGCUCAUGACCACACUGACCAAACUGGCCUCCCGGAGCCAGGACUUGAUCCCCAGGGUCUCUCUGUUCCUGUCAAAGAUGAGGACCUUGGCCCAGGGCCCAGCUUCCAGCUCCACACACAGUGAGGAGGAUGCAGAAGCCAUCCGCAUCCGGGCCACUGAGCUGCUGAACCUGCUGAAGAUGCCCAGCGUGGCCCAGUUCGUGUUCACACCUAGUGCAGAAGUGUGCCACCCUCGCUAUCACCGUGACACCAAUACAUCACUGCCCCUGGCCCUGCACAUGGUCAGCAGGCUGGUGGAGAAGGAGUCCAACCUCCUGCCAGGGUGAGGGGACAUUGACCAUAUGGACAUCGGCUGCAGAUUAAGAGCCUGAGGUUCGCCGGCCUGGUAUUAGGGCCAAGCCACUGGCUUUGGUGAUAAGAGGAAUCAGGGAGGAGCAAGAGACCUCCUGGGACAGGAAGGUGGCCCAGGUGGCUCAGCCCCUCAGGGGUGUGUCUGACCCUUGCCUCUGUAGUUGGUGGCCUCAUGAUUUCUCUGGGCCGUCUGGAAGCUGCAGACCCUGCCCCAUUGUUCCUAUUUCUGGACAGUUUGGCAGCGUGAGAAAUACAGUAUGAAUAAACCU
This is a messenger RNA of Urocitellus parryii (Arctic ground squirrel), 2773 nucleotides long. RefSeq names its product adaptor related protein complex 5 subunit zeta 1 (gene Ap5z1). NCBI's taxonomy places the organism in Eukaryota, Metazoa, Chordata, Mammalia, Rodentia, Sciuridae. The record is from RefSeq and is a predicted model, not a curated record. Gene Ontology annotation, cellular component: AP-5 adaptor complex.